This is a messenger RNA of Chanos chanos (milkfish), 3681 nucleotides long. RefSeq names its product serine/arginine repetitive matrix 1 (gene srrm1). Gene Ontology annotation, molecular function: RNA binding. Gene Ontology annotation, cellular component: spliceosomal complex. Gene Ontology annotation, biological process: regulation of mRNA splicing, via spliceosome. The coding region runs from base 54 to 2699 and encodes 881 amino acids. Lineage: Eukaryota; Metazoa; Chordata; Actinopteri; Gonorynchiformes; Chanidae. The transcript is spliced from 17 exons. The record is from RefSeq and is a predicted model, not a curated record.
GGAUAUGAUAGCACGUCCCUCUUGAAGAGCUAGUCGUUCUACCCUCCUUGAAAAUGGACGCGGGAUUUUUCCGCGGCACCAGUGCGGAGCAGGACAAUCGUUUCAGCAACAAGCAGAAGAAACUGUUGAAGCAGCUGAAAUUUGCAGAAUGUCUGGACAAGAAGGUGGACAUGACCAAGGUCAAUUUAGAGGUCAUCAAACCAUGGAUCACCCAGCGCGUGACUGAGAUCCUUGGGUUUGAAGAUGAUGUCGUCAUAGAGUUCAUUUUCAACCAGCUGGAGGAGAAGAAUCCAGACAGUAAGAUGAUGCAGAUCAACUUGACUGGUUUCCUCAACGGGAAGAAUGCACGGGAGUUCAUGAAGGACCUCUGGCCGCUGUUGCUAAGCGCCCAAGAGAACAUUGCAGGUAUUCCUUCGGCCUUCCUGGAGCAGAAGAAAGAGGAGAUCAAGCAGAGACAGAUUGAGCAGGAGAAGCUUGCCUCCCUGAAGAAAAUUGAAGAAGAAAAGAAGGAGAACAAGGAAAGCAAAGAAAGGGCCGUGUCCAAGAGCCCCAAACGGAGAAAGUCACGAUCUCCAUCACCACGGAGACGCUCUCCUGUGAAGAGAGAGCGGAAACGCAGUCAUUCUCGUUCCCCUCGGCGUAAGCCCAGUCCUGCAGCCUCACCUCCUCCCAGCCCGUCCAAACGACAGGAGGAUCCCCAGCCUGAACCUGACCAGUCAGAAAGCUCCAAGCCAGAGCCGCUCGUCCAAGAGGUUUCCUCCACCUGUGACAUGGUAAGUGAAAUGAAGCCUGAUUCAGUCACGGAGGUUAAAGAACAGUCUCCAGAGAAAGUUCUUAAAAAGGAGGACAAACCCAGACCCAGAGAGCGAGAGAAGGACAGUCGUAGAGAUCGCCCACGCCACCGUUCUGGAUCUCACUCCCGCUCCCGCAGACGACCCAGGUCACGCUCACGGUCAUAUUCACCCAGACGCAGACAGUCUCCACGGAGACGCAUAUCCCCAAGACGAAGAAGCCCCCCCAGACGGCCCCAUCCAAGUUCAAGACACAGACGCAGCCGUUCACCGGUUCGGAGGCGGCGCUCUCGCUCAAGAUCUUCCUCAGGUAGUUCGUCCUCUUCCUCACGUUCUCCUCAGAAGAGAGCUGUGAAACGCACAUCCAACACACCUCCUAGGAAGGUGCCACGUAAUGCUGACACUUCUGUUAGCCCCGUGAGAAGGAGAGGUAGAAUCUCCCCGGGCGGUGACUCCAGUCCCCCAGGAAAGGGCCGUCGCUCGGUCUCCCCCCACGGCAGGAGGAGCCGAGCCUCUGUCUCUCCAUCCAAGUCAGCAGGUUCAAAACGAAAACCAGGCGGCAGGAACGAGUCUCCAUCCCCAGGCCCAAAGACGAGGCGUUCAGACCUGUCAGAAUCCGAGGAGGAUAAAGGUGGGAAAGGGGCUACGGCCGAUUCUGUGCAGCAGAGACGUCAGUAUCGCAGGCAGAAUCAGCAGUCAUCCUCAGAUACUGGUUCAUCAUCCUCAUCAGAUGAUGAAGGACCUAGACGGCCGGGGCAAGGACUGGUGUCAAGAAAUGGAGAGAUCAGGAGGAGGCGCAGUCAUUCACCAGUGUCACCUAGGAGACGGUACAGAGAUUCAUCCCCGAGAAAGAGACGCAGCCCAUCUCCUCAUCGCCACCGUUCGCCCUCCCCAACCAGGCGCCGCCGAUCUCCCUCACCACCUCCCAGGCGCAGGUCUCCCUCACCUCAUCUGCGCAGACGCUCUCCGUCUCCAAGGCGUUACUCUCCCCCAAUCCAGCGCCGCUACAGCCCCUCACCUCUGCCCGCUCAGAAGAGACGGACUUCCACCAGUCCUCCACCUAAACGCAGGGCGUCCCCCUCCCCAGCACCACCCAAACGUCGCUCUUCUAGAUCUCCCAGACGCCGCAGCAGCCCUAGUAGUAAGAGACGCACCCCUCCGUCAUCCGCCUCUCCCCCUCGAAACAGAAGAAGUCCUCCGCUGCCAUCUUCCCGGCCAGGGAGGGACACCCGAUCCCCUCCUCCUGCCCACGGUUCCCAGCUCUCACCCUCCCCCGCUGCUCGAGGACACGGUGGACGGGGUUCUGCUAGCCCACAGCAGCGGUACCCAUCCUCAGGUUCCCCUCUGCAGGGACAGAGGCGCCAGCAGUCCCCGUCUCACGGCAACAGACCCAUCCGCAGGGUGUCUCGCACACCAGAGCCACGCAAAAACCAAAGACGGUCUCAGAGCCCUCAGGUGAUAAGGAGGCAGGUGUCUCGCUCUCCAUCACCGUCCCCUCCUCCCCAGGUGGCUCCGAAGCGUCCUGCACCGGCCUCUGCUUCCCGCUCUCCCUCCCGCUCAGCCAGUGGCUCUCCUGCUCCGCCUGCUAAAAAGGCCAGCAGUGGCUCAGCCAGCCCCUCCCCUAACAAGAACUCAGAUGUUGAAGCUGGGAAGAAAAAGAAGAAAAAGAAGGAGAAGAAACAUAAGAAAGACAAAAAACACAAGAAACAUAAGAAGCAUAAGAAAGAGAAGGGUGGAGCCGUAGCAGCUGGUGACAGCCAAGACAACCCGGAUGCGGAGGGUGAUUCCGACCUUAAAAAGGAAUCAGACAGUGAAGUAGAAGACAGUCUGGAUGACCUGGAGAAACACCUGAGAGAGAAAGCUCUUCGCUCCAUGAGGAAAGCCCAGAUGUCCCCUACCCAAUCCUGAGGAAGGCUCCAGACCACCUCUACCCCCUCCUCACCAAAUCUUCCACUCUGUUUUUCUUAUUUUAAGUUUCACAUUUGUUCAGCUUUAGAAUGUACAAAUUGUUAAUGCUCUAGGAAUUUUUGUUGUUUCUACCAUUGGUUUGACAUAAUGUAGGUAUGUAUUGGCAGGGUUUUUAUCAAAUGCAAAAGAAUUACAGCUGAGCUGUUUAAAGCAUGUUUCCCAGUUCUUCUCACCCCAGCAAAAAUGAUACGGUGAACAUACCCAUGAUUUAAAAAUUACCCUUUUGUUUUUCUCUCUCCCCAUUCCACCUUAUUUUCAUAUAUGGCAAAGGAGAGAAAUGGCUCACAAUUCAGAGUUUUCACUGUUUGUGAGCUAGCUAGCAAAUUCUAACACUUUCACCAGACGGACUGAGGGUUAUUGACAUUGCACGUACAGCAGACCACAGUGUGAUUGGUCCUUUGUGUGCAUGAAGCUUACCAUAAACAAACAAGCGAAACAGAUCGAAGCUGUCACUCACUCCUUUUGUUAGGGAGAGCAUUGUCCUGCUUUCUGUUGUUCUACUCUGCUACUCUCUACACUGUAAAAUGGAGAACAGUCUCUUUUGCUGUUUUUUGUUUUGUUUUGCUUUUGAAAUUUUCCCCUCUCCUGGUAACCUUUUAAGUUUUGUUUGUCAUUGUUUAAACUUACCUAAAGUUCUGGCUUUAAAAAAGUCACAUUAAAACAAAAUCUUUCACAAACUUGCAUCUCCAGUUCUGCUUAAAAAUUGCAGUCUUUUUUUUUUUCUUUUUUUUUUUUAAACAACUGGUUUUGUUCACAUGCAUGGUCUUGUAAAUCUCGAAUGAUUUGUUUUCUCUGGAGUGACCUUAGACCAGUACUUAUGCAUUUAAAUAUUUUGAUGUACACUGUUUAGAUGAUCUGUUUAAAUUGUUUGUACUUUUGAGGGGAAUAAUUUAGCACAGCAUGCAAUAAAAUUCCAAAUGUG